ACUCGGAUCGGAAGAAACUGUGGGAGAAUCUCGCUGUCCAGGGGGGUACCCCCGCUGAGUUCAGCGGCCUGGGGAGCAGAGACCCUCCGCAGUUCGCUCCGAUUGCCGAACCAAAUUUAGGCUGAGGAAAAACCAUAAUAAAGAGGAACGGAUCCAGAGAGCUCGGGAAGGCAGGAGCCUUCGGGAAAGCCGCGGCUUGGUAGCUCAUAAAAAGUCAUACGUGCACGAAGACGCCCUCGCAGGAAAAUUGCUGUAAGUACUGUGAGGUUGAGCGGGUGAUCGGGCGAGUUUGUGAGAGACGUGACCUGGUCACGAAGCGAGUGUGGACUUCAAGGCCGCGUUUCCAUCCUCCCGCGAGGGAAUUGGCCGGCCGCGAAGGAAGCGAUUCUGUGUGAAAGUGUCUCUCUUUCCUUACUCGUAAAGCCUGAGGCUAAAGGGAGUCUCAGGGGACCGAUCAAAGGGGGCUGAGAGAGGAAGGGACGUCCAGUCGAGCUCUGGAACUGGUAAACUCUCUCAGCCAAAAGAUUUAGAAAGUCGGAACACUGAGAAAACCCCGGUACAGCUAACCGAGAGGUAAGUAUUGGUGCGAUCUAGGACUUUCAGACGAAGAAAAAGACGAACACAACGCAGAGCAGGUAAGAAUCGUAAGAAAAUGGGACAGAGAAAAAGUAAAACGCAGAAACUAGAUAACGAGAAAAGCGCAUCAGAGGAAUCAAAGCAAAUGCUAGACAUCCCACCAGAGAGUCCUUUAGGGUGGAUGUUGAGAAAUUGGGAAAUUUGUCCCGAGAGACGAGAAAAAUCAAAGGCAAAAAUGAUUUAUUACUGUGCCGAGAUCUGGGGAGGACAAGAACUGAGAAAAUGUCUCACUUGGCCAGUAUUGGGAACAUUUGAUAAAUGGACGUGCAGGGAAUUACUCGCACACGUAGAGAAAAAGGUCUCGCCAGACGGCGAGGAGAAAGAGUAUGCCAAACUCUGGUUAAAUACCAAAGUACGACUGUUUCCAGUGAAACAGAAAAACGAACAUAAGACAGAGACCUGGGAACCCCUGGAUCACUUACCCCCUCCGUACCGCGGGCCAGUAGAGCCUCCGGUGAUGGAUCAAGUAGUACCAUCAGCACCCGAGGGUUCCAUGGGGCAACUAGCAGAAGCACGCUCCCCUCAACCACCGGGAGUAGUGCCAGAAACCCUCACUACCCCCCCACCUGCAGAAAACCCAGCCACCGCACCCUCUUUGGAGUCGGUGUUGGCGCAAGGAUGGGGCUUACCCCCUCCACAAAUCCCGGUCCGGCCACCACAGCUGGGACCACCGAAAGUAUCAGAAGGGAACCCUCUGAGUCACUUAGCUGCGGCAGACAUUCCGCCAGCAAUGAGGGGAAAACCUCCCGCAAACUCCAGUUCCCCUCCUGCAAGCAGGACUCGGUGGAAAUCAAAAAUAGGGAAUGGAGAAUGGGGAGAGACAGAAAGUGGGCACCGAAUGUUCCCUCUCAGGGAAGUGCCAACCGCCCCCGGAGUAAUUGGAUUUGUAAACGUGCCCCUUAACUCAGGGGAUGUACGAGCAUUCAAGAAAGAAAUGGGGCGACUGCUAGAUGACCCAUUUGGAGUGGCCGAAAGAUUAGACGAUUUUCUAGGGAGUAGUAUUUACACCUACGAAGAUCUCAUGGCCAUCCUGAGAUCCCUGUUUAGCCAAGAGGAGAGAGAGAUGAUUAAACAGGCGGGCAUCAGGGAUUGGGAAAGGCGGCACCCGCAGGGAACACCCGGUGACCAAAAGUGGCCGAGCGUAAGCCCGAGUUGGAGCGCCCAGACCGAAGAAGGGAGAAGAAGCAUGAUGGAUUUGAGGAAUAUCAUCGUGCAGGGAAUAAGAGAGGCGGUCCCCAGGGGACAGAACAUUAGCAAAGUAUUUGGGGAAUGUCAAGGAAAGGAAGAAUCCCCUACCGAAUGGUUAGAAAGGUUGCGGAGAAGUCUGCAGAUUUACUCCGGGACUGAUCCCAGUUCCCCGGUGGGGGAGGUCCUGCUUAAAACGCAGUUUGUGGCUAAAUCAUGGGAGGACAUUAGGAAGAAACUUGAGAAAAUUGAUGGAUGGCAGGAGAAGAGUCUCCAAGAGCUUCUAAGGGAAGCUCAGAAGGUUUAUAUGAGGAGAGAAGACGAAAAACAGAAACUUCAAGCCAAAAUAUUAGUGGCUGCAGUAAAAGAAGUUUAAAAACAAGAACAGAAACAGGGUAAACCGAUACCUAAGAAACAAAAGGGAUCUCAGAAGGAGGAAACUCCUCCUCGAAAGGAUUCUCCAGAGUGUUUCUACUGUAAGAAAGUAGGACACAUAAAAAGGGAUUGCAGGAAACGAAUAAAAGAUGAACAAAUAUUUAAAGAAGAUUAGGGAAGUCUUGGGCUCUUUCAAAUGGGGACAGUAACAGCAAAAGAGCCCUUGAUAAAAUUGAAGGUAGGUCCCCACCGCCAGGAAGUGAGUUUCCUGGUUGAUACCGGGGCUGAGAGAAGCACCCUGCAGAAAUUACCUAUAGGGUGUGAAACGAGUAAAGAAAAAGUAAUUGUAAUUGGGCAAGGGGCAUGGUGGAAAAAGCUAGUAUUCUUUAUAGGAUGUUCAAUUGCCGGAGUCAUCUUCUUACCCUGCCUAAUUCCUUGUCUGAUCAGACUGAUACAUUCUGUCGUUCAAGGAAUGCAGAUUGCCUCUCUCCCAAUAGACCCAGAAAAGGCACAAGGAAACGCUACCCUUCUUUCAAAAAUCAUGAAGUUAGAGGAAGAAAAAGAGAGUAGAAAUGCGGUUAAAGCAUUGAGAGAAUUUGAAAACAAACAUAUGUUGUCCCCAGAAAAUAUAGAAGAGUCAGACAUAGAGGAAAGCGGCAUUAUCUAAACCGGUAUUCCUCUGAAAAAGUAUGCAAACACGAAUUUUUAAUGUGGUCAAAUUAUUAGGUGGGGGACUGUAAUAAAGAAUUGGGUGAAU
Messenger RNA from Cyanistes caeruleus (blue tit), 2953 nucleotides. NCBI's taxonomy places the organism in Eukaryota, Metazoa, Chordata, Aves, Passeriformes, Paridae. The record is from RefSeq and is a predicted model, not a curated record.